Dictyostelium discoideum AX4 is the source of this 276-nucleotide messenger RNA. RefSeq lists its product as hypothetical. The transcript has a single exon. The coding region runs from base 1 to 276 and encodes 91 amino acids. Lineage: Eukaryota; Evosea; Eumycetozoa; Dictyosteliales; Dictyosteliaceae. The record is from RefSeq and is a predicted model, not a curated record.
AUGAAUUAUCAAACUGAGAAUAUCAUUGAUUUUGAAUGUAUAAAUAAAAUGAGACUUAAUUGGAAUAUUUAUAAAGAAGAGGAAAUUAUGGAAGUUAUGAACAUGUUGGAAUCUAAAAAUAAUUUAAAAUUAUUAUCAAUCCAAGAGAAUUAUUCCUCAACUACAAAAGUAUCAUCGGUAUUGGGCGAUUCUGAUAUUGGAAGACAAAUUAGCUUUUUUGAUCAUAUCAAUUCCUUUUCUCAAAAUGCUAUUAAAUCCCACAUUCCAGGUGAUUAA